Branchiostoma belcheri (Belcher's lancelet) is the source of this 1569-nucleotide messenger RNA. RefSeq lists its product as uncharacterized. NCBI's taxonomy places the organism in Eukaryota, Metazoa, Chordata, Leptocardii, Amphioxiformes, Branchiostomatidae. The coding region runs from base 1 to 1569 and encodes 522 amino acids. The record is from RefSeq and is a predicted model, not a curated record. The transcript has 10 exons.
AUGCCAGGUUCCUGCCUGGACCUGCAGCUGCCUGCGGGCGCGGUGACGGGCGUGGGUUACACCGCCCCGGGCUACGGACCGGCGAACGUGCUGGUCGCCGGGAGCGCCAUCUGGAACCCGCAGAAACUGCCCAGGAACUACAACAACUGGCGCAUCGACUUCGACAUGCAGAAAGCAUACACCUUCUCCGCAGUCAAGAUCCGCAACUACGGCGACACCACGCACGACGUCACCGCCUUCAAGCUGGAGACGUCCGACGACAAGUCCACCUGGACACAGGUGUUCUCCACCGGCAGCGUGCGCGCAGGUGUGAAGACGCCUCAGCCUUUCAUGGGGUUCUACGGGAGCGGCCGUUUUUGGCGCUUCACGGCCACCCGGACCGCGCAGGGAUGGCAACCAUGGCUCGUCGGAGUCCAGUUCUGCGGCAUCGAAGGGAAGCCGAAGUACGAGGCCGUGAGCGUGCCGACCGCCGGGAUCAGCGGGGUGGGAAACACGCCGACCAACGGGCCUGAGAACGCCGUGGACGGCAACCGGGGGACGUUCUGGAACCCGCAGGGUCUCCAAAGGAACUACAACAACUGGUGGAUCAUCUUCGACUUCCAGAAGGUCUUCACCCUGGCCGCGAUCCAGAUCACCAACUACGGGGACACCACGCACGACGUCACGGCCUUCAAGCUGGAGGCGUCUGACGACAAGGUGACUUGGAAGCCGGUGUACUCCACCACGGGCGUCAGGCCAGGGACGAACCAACCGCAGCUGUUCGGUGGCUUCUCCGGAACGGGCCGCUACUGGCGCUUCACGGCCACCAGGACCCCGCAAGGCUGGCAGCCGUGGCUGGUGGAACUCCAGUUCUACACCAUCCCGGGUACGUUGGUGGAAGGGCCGGUGCAGGAAGACGCCACCAACACCCACUUCCUGGUGGUGGGGAUGGCCCUGACGGCGGAGGAGGCCCGGGCGUACUGCAAGCGUCGGGAGGGACACCUGGCGGACAUCAAGAGCACUAUGGUCCAUGACUACGUCGUGCAGACCAUCCGCAAGUACAGCAACCCGAACGAGAACUUCUGGAUCGGACUUCAGGACACCACGGGUAGCUCCGGUUGGAAGUGGGCUGACGGCACGGCCCUGUCCGGGUGCUCCUACCGGAACUGGGCGCCCUCCGAACCCGACCCCCCGUCCAGCGGCCAGACCUGCGUGCAGAUGGACGCCACCAACAGCUUCCAGUGGAAAAACGAUUACUGCAACACCAAGAAGUUCUUCGUCUGUCAAAACGGACCCGGGGACACACGUGCGUGCGGUGGAAACUCAGGUCGAGAAAUUGGAGCGGAAGCCCAGGAUGAAGCCCAGGAGGAUGAAGACGAGAUGCUUGAUGACAUGGAGGAGACUUUGGAGGAACUGAGGGAGAUCGAAGAUGAGCUGGAGGAAGAGUUGGAGGAAGAAGAGGAGGAGGAGGAGGAGAGGAGGGAGAUGGAGGAGGAGCUGGAGGAGGAGCUGGAGAAGAGGGAGGUGAUGGAGGAGGAGGAGGAGGAUCUGGAGAAAGAAGAGGAGGAGAUAGAGGAAGAGGAGGAUUAG